Messenger RNA from Carica papaya (papaya), 954 nucleotides. The record is from RefSeq and is a predicted model, not a curated record. NCBI's taxonomy places the organism in Eukaryota, Viridiplantae, Streptophyta, Magnoliopsida, Brassicales, Caricaceae.
AGAAUUUUCCACCGUAUUAAUUCUUUGACCUUUCUCUUUUUCCUGCUGAGGUGGUGAUAGUUCCUUUAAACGCUUACGGGAAGAGAGCGGGAACCUGCACUUCGCCAUUGCUUGCUUUCCUCUACUUAAGCAACUCUCUUCUCCAUUUCUCAUCAUCUCUUCACUGAUUUCCUCUCGUCUUUUUGAGAUCUGUGAGUUUUUCUUUUUUCAGCUCUUUCAGACCUCGUCGUCGGAUCACUACUUCAACUCUCAACAGUUAUGACUCCACCUAUUGACUCCCCAAUCAAAGCUGCUGCUAGCCACCAUUCUUCGCAUCCACCUCUCAAUGAGAGAAUACUUUCGUCGCUGACCAGGAGAUCUGUUGCUGCACAUCCUUGGCAUGAUCUUGAGAUAGGACCUGAAGCCCCAAUUAUCUUCAACUGUGUCGUUGAGAUUGGAAAAGGGAGCAAGGUGAAAUAUGAACUUGACAAAAAGACAGGACUUAUCAAGGUUGAUCGGAUUCUUUACUCAUCAGUUGUGUAUCCCCACAAUUAUGGCUUCAUCCCUCGCACUCUUUGCCAAGACAAUGAUCCCAUGGACGUAUUAGUAAUCAUGCAGGAGCCAGUUCUUCCGGGAUGCUUUCUUCGGGCUAAAGCCAUAGGCCUGAUGCCCAUGAUUGAUCAGGGUGAAAAAGAUGACAAGAUUAUUGCUGUUUGUGCUGAUGAUCCUGAAUAUCGACAUUUCAAGGACAUAAAGGAUCUUCCACCACAUCGAUUGGCUGAGAUCCGCCGCUUCUUUGAGGACUACAAGAAAAAUGAGAACAAGGAAGUUGCAGUUAAUGACUUUUUGCCUGCCACUUCUGCUUAUGAAGCAAUUCAGGAAUCGAUGGAUCUUUAUGCGGACUACAUUGUCGAGAGCUUGAGUGAUGAUAUUCUUGUAGCUUUGAACAUGUUGCUGUAUUUGAUUUUCUUCUAA